This is a messenger RNA of Funneliformis geosporum, 567 nucleotides long. The record is from the annotation of a GenBank genome assembly. Lineage: Eukaryota; Fungi; Glomeromycota; Glomeromycetes; Glomerales; Glomeraceae.
AUGUCCUUGCCACCCUUAAUUACCACCACUCCCGAAGGUCGACGAGUUUACUCUUGCGAUUUAGUGAUUAAUAAGCAAAAAUUAACUAGACUAAUUAUUGACCCUCACUAUGAGGAAGAACUAGUUCAGCAAUUAAAUAACGGAAUCUUUUUUCCUGACCCACCCAAAAGAGAAAGUGCUUAUCAGUAUUUUACCAUCGAGGAUAUUCAACAUGGUAAUGAAAGUUAUUGUUUAGUUUGCGAAGCGGAAUUAAAGGAGAUAAGGGAAAAAACUAGUAGUCCGAAUUACCCUUAUAAAAAUAAAAUUUUGUCGCCUAGUGCUUCGGGUGAAGAGAAAUUAAAAUAUCAAGUCUGCCAGGCUAUUUUAGUUUAUCAGCAAGAAAAUAAUUUACCAGUGGAGGAAGUGGCUAAAAAAAUGGAAACUUCUCUGACUAAAACUUAUGAUAUUUUGUUAGGUAAAAUAAAAGGUUUUCGGUUAAAUGAGUUAGCGAACUAUUUAGAGAAAUUACAUGUUCCCUUUGAAGUGAAAAUUACUGAAAAUAGCCAGUCAGUUAGAAAGGAAGUUUAG